Molecule: messenger RNA, 1188 nt
Organism: Aspergillus melleus
Lineage: Eukaryota; Fungi; Ascomycota; Eurotiomycetes; Eurotiales; Aspergillaceae
Gene: UTP6
Product: snoRNA-binding rRNA-processing protein UTP6
Exons: 2
Coding region: 1-1188 (395 amino acids)
Biological process (GO): maturation of SSU-rRNA from tricistronic rRNA transcript (SSU-rRNA, 5.8S rRNA, LSU-rRNA)
Cellular component (GO): small-subunit processome; Pwp2p-containing subcomplex of 90S preribosome
Molecular function (GO): protein binding; snoRNA binding
Source: RefSeq, a predicted model, not a curated record
AUGUCCGCCGCUACUGACAAGGCCCGUUUCUUCCUGGAGAAGUCUAUUCCAGAACUGAAAGAGUACGAGCGCAAAAAGCUUUUCAACAAGGAUGAAAUUUCAGCCAUCAUUAAGAAGAGAUCGGAUUUCGAACACAAGCUUAAUGCUCGCGGAGCGCAGCCUUCGGACUUUGUACGUUAUGCGCAAUACGAAAUGAAUCUGGACACCCUCCGGCGCAAAAGAGUGAAGCGACUAGGUAUCAAAUCGGCGGGAUAUUCUGGGCAGCGACGGAUCUUUUUCAUUCUGGAUCGGGCCACUCGCAAGUUCCAUGGUGACAUUGGAUUGUGGGUUCAGUACAUCGAGUAUGCGAGAGAACAAAAAUCGUACAGAAAACUUGCCACUGUCUUCACCGACGCCCUUCGAUUUCACCCAACCAACGCCGACCUUUGGAUCUAUGCAGCGCAAUACAAUGUCGAGGAUCACGCGGACAUGUCACAAGCACGAAGCUUCAUGCAGCGUGGAUUAAGAUUCUGCAAGAGCUCGAGGAAGCUCUGGAUCAACUACGCAAAGUUGGAGUUAAUCUACACGGCCAAGCUCAUCGCUCGUCAACGUAUCCUAGGCCUUGAUCAACGGCUCGAACAGGCCGAGCCAACGCAAGAUGUUUCCAUGGAUGACCACGAUGCCGACAUGAUCGCGCUACCCAAGAUCACCGGCGAAGACAUCAACCCCAGCGAAGGAGGAGCCGACGGGGUGGACCCGGUGGCUUUGGAGACUCUGAACUCGACACCUGCACUCAGCGGAGCGAUUCCCAUGGCCAUCUUCGACACCGCGAUGCGCAACUUCGACAACGACGCCAAAUUCGGUCACGAGUUUUACGACAUGGCUUUCGAAUUCGAAGAGGUGCCAUGCUUGCCCAAGAUUCUGGAACACGUCGUUGCGGCGAUGCAAGAAUCCAAGCCCACCAGUCAUCAUACGCAGAUUUGCUAUAUCAAGCUUCCUACUGCCGGCAUCCGCGUCACUUCCGCCGAAUUCCCACGUGCUCUGGGUACAUCCUUGACCCGCCUGAUGGACUAUCGGGACCAGCUGAGCAUUGCCAGAGAGGUCAUCAACUGGCUGCAACCGUUGGAGAAGACGGAAGGCCUCGACCCGUCUUUGCGCAUGGUUCUCGCCGCCACCGUUCAGAAAGCGGAGCAGGUCCUUCAACAGUAG